UGAGACUCGGUCUGACUUUCUUCUGAAACUGGACUUUAGAGAAAUGAUGCUCAUCUUUGGACUGAUGCUGCUGCUGCAAACUGCUGCAUGUCUGGAUCGGUUCUGCAGGUUUAAUCAAACAAAUCCCUGUUACGCAGCUCUGGAAGACAAACUUAGUCUGCAGAUGUUGGACGCUAGCAAAUAUAACCUGAAGAUCAUAAAGAGAAUAAACAGCACACAUGAUGGUCCAGUUUGUAGAAUAAGGAAUGACACAAUGAGGAUGAGUGAAUGUGAUCUUUAUAAUAACAGAUCUGAAGUGACCGUCAUUAAUGGGACUCUGAUAAUAAACCGUGUGAUCAGAGCAGAUUCAGGGAAUUACAGAUUAAAACUCGAUAGCUCAGACGGCACAGAAACAUCUAGAGAUCUUCAAGUGAUUGUUGAAGCUCCUAUUGGCUCAGUGGAAGUGUCAAUCAUCUGCUCCUCCAGUGGGGUGAUGAGGGUGUCCUGCUCCUCUGAGGGGGAUCCGCUCCUCUACAGCUGGACUCUGAAUGGAGAUCCACUGAUGGAUGGAAACAGCAGCAUUGAUCUGGAUGAGGGAACUGAUGGAGACAUCAGCUGCAGCGUGAAGAACCACGUCAGUCACACACAGAACACCAUUAGAGUCCAACCCUGUGCUGUGUGUUCAGUGUCUGUGGUGUUUGUGCUGGUCUGGUGUCUUCAGCUGAUGGUUCUGUUGGGUCUGUUAGGAGGUUUUCACAUCUACAUGAGACACACGUCAGGAAAGAAGCAGGAAGAUCAGAAAGUGAGGAUGAGAAGAUUUAGAGAAGGACCUGAACACACAGCAGAAGAUUCAUGAGAGCAGCAGAUCUUCUGUAUUUUAUAUGAUUUUUAACAUGUUUAGACACAGAUGUCUAUUUUUUAUUCAUUUGUAAGUGGUAAGUGAUUCACUGCUAGUGGGUGACUUCAGUGAACCCAUCAACCAGCAUUUAUAUGUCUUUUUACCUGAUCUCAGAUCAGUUUUAUAAAUUUGUAGACAUUUAUAAUGACACAGUUGUAUAAAAGCAAGAGUAGUAGGCACGUUAAUCUCUUAAGUCUCUUAUUAGUCUGAUUAACCAAGCUCUCCAUAAAACAAACAAAUCAAGUUAAUAAAAGACAAGUGAACAAAAGAACACAGACACUUCAUAUUUAAUGGUAUUAGAUUAUUUGUUAAUUGGAUUACACUUUCAAUAAAUCAUUUCCAAUUGGUGUGUAAAUG
This is a messenger RNA of Sinocyclocheilus anshuiensis, 1234 nucleotides long. RefSeq lists its product as uncharacterized. Bases 44 to 835 code for a protein of 263 amino acids. The record is from RefSeq and is a predicted model, not a curated record. Lineage: Eukaryota; Metazoa; Chordata; Actinopteri; Cypriniformes; Cyprinidae. The transcript is spliced from 5 exons. Gene Ontology annotation, cellular component: cell-cell junction; membrane.